CCAGCGUCGCCCUGCUGUACACACAGAUCCACUGAUAUUCCGGAAUAGCGACUAGUGUGGAGACAGGAAGCGGAAAAGAUGGAGAAGCAGGCGGGUUCUGGCUCGGAUAGUCCGGUAGGACCACCGGUAUUGAGAAAACCACGCAAUAUCGGAGCGAACAUCACCACCCGACAAGAAAGUAUCGACUCAUUAGACAGCCCUACAGGUUCUCAUGUGGAAUGGUGUAAACAACUGAUCGCUGCCACCCUCUCCAGCCAGAUCUCUAUCGGUGCUGUUCCUGAGGCUGUGAACCGUGAUUGCAGAACAACUGGGUGGAAGCUAGAUCAAAGGCUAUCCAGAAGGCCUAAUUUGAGGCAGGUGCUUAAAGACAUGCAAAAGUCAGUUCCCAGAGACGAAGUUCCACUGGUCCCCGGGGAGACCAUCAAGGCCACUGCUAAAGAUGUGAUGUAUAUUUGUCCAUUCACCGGUGCUGUGACAGGCACACUCACAGUCACUGACUACAGACUUUACUUUGUCAGUCUUGAGAGGAAUCCUGCGUUUGUACUGGAUGUGAAUCUGGGUGCCAUAAGUAGGUUGGAGACCAUCAGUGUUCAGAGCCAUGGAGAGAACACACAGGGCAUGGAGAUUGUCUGCAAGGACAUGAGGAGUUUAAGAUUUGCCUAUAAAAAGGAAGAGCAGAACAAGCUAGAAACUGUGGAAACACUUUCCAAGUGCACCUUUCCACUGCACAAUGAUCUGCCACUGUUUGCUUUCAAUUACACUGAAAAGUAUCCAGUAGAUGGAUGGAAGGUUUAUGACCCAGUGUCAGAGUACAAAAGAAUGGGUCUGCCUAAUGAAAGCUGGACUAUCAGUAAGAUAAACAGUAACUAUGAGGUGUGUGACACGUAUCCUGCACUGCUGGUUAUACCCACUAGUAUCAAAGAUGAUGAGCUGAAGAGAGUGGCAGCUUUCAGAGCCAAGCACCGCAUUCCGGUCCUCUCUUGGAUCCAUCCUGAAAGUCAGGCCACAAUCGUGCGCUGCAGCCAACCCCUGGUGGGCCCCUCAGACCGCCGCUCCAAAGAAGAUGAACGCUACUUACAGACCAUCAUGGAUGCUAACGCACAGUCCCACAAGCUGACUAUAUUUGAUGCGAGGCAGGGCAGCGUGGCAGAUACGAAUAAGGCUAAAGACGGCGGUUAUGAGAGUGAGAGUUUCUAUCCUAAUGCAGAACUGAAUUUUCUGGAGAUUCCCAACAUCCAUGUAAUGCGGGAGUCUCUGAGGAAGUUAAAGGAGGUGGUCUAUCCUACUAUUGAUGAGCUUCAUUGGCACUCUGCCAUAGAUGCCACACACUGGCUGGAAUACAUCCGGCUGUUAUUAGCAGGUGCAGUGCGUAUAGCAGAUAAGGUAGAGUGCAGUAAGAGCUCGGUGGUGGUGCACUGCAGUGACGGCUGGGACCGCACGGCCCAGCUCACCUCUCUGGCCAUGCUGAUGCUGGACUCUCACUUUCGCACAAUCAUGGGCUUCCAGGUGCUGCUUGAGAAGGAGUGGAUCAGCUUCGGACACAAGUUUGCCUCGCGUGUUGGCCAUGGAGAUGAGAAUCAUGCCAACUCUGACCGUUCACCUCUGUUUGUCCAGUUCGUUGACUGUGUGUGGCAGAUGAUGAGACAGUUUCCCUCAGCUUUUGAGUUCAAUGAGCUCUUUCUCAUUACCAUACUGGACCACCUCUACAGCUGCCUGUUUGGUACAUUUCUCUACAACAGUGAGCAGGAGAGAAUGGAAAAGGAAAUUGAGAAGAAGACGGUGUCUUUGUGGUCAUACAUGAACAGCCAGCUCGAGGACUUUACUAAUCCUUUUUAUGUAAACUAUGAGAACCAGGUGCUGUAUCCAUUAGCCAGUCUGAGGCAUCUGGAGCUCUGGGUUAGUUACUAUGUACGCUGGAACCCACGCAUGAGACCACAGGUGCCGGUGCAUCAGCAUCUAAAAGAGUUGAUGUUUUUGCGUGCUGAGCUGCAGAAGAGAGUGGAGGAGCUGCAGAGAGAAGCUGCUUCAUCACACUCCAUCUCCUCAUCUUCAGAUCAUGCUUCUUCCCCAUCUCAUGGUGGUACACCAAUUCACACUGCAGUCUAAAUGCAUGCAAACUAUAAAGUGGGUGAAGACACACAACGACGCACACAAAUCAGUGUUUUUAGUCAUUAGACCUUAGUUUCAACUUUUGCCAACUUUUUUUUAUAUACUGUGAAAAUGGCAGUUUGUCUCUGUCUUGUAAUAUAUGGUCAGCAUGUUUGAAGCAUGAGCGCCUAGUAUUUAAUGUCUAGCUGACCUGUACACAAACAUACACAAUAUGGCCAAAGGUAUUUGGACACCCUACCAUGAGCUUAUUGGACCUAUAGUGAACUUUUAGGCUAUAACAGCAGCCAGUCUUCUGAGAGGGCUCCUUACACGACUUAUGUAUGAAGUAGGUCUGUGCCCAAUUUGUGCCCGUUCAGUCAAAACGCAUUUGUAAAGCUGGGCACCGAUAUUGGUCAAGAAAGCCUCAAUGGAUGUUCCAGUUCAUUCCAAAGCUGUUCAGUGGGGCUCUGUGCUGGCCAUUAGUGUUUCUUUAAACCAAGCUUUUCUGGGCGGCACGGUGGCUAAGUGGGUAGCACUGUCGCCUCACAGCAAGAAGGUCCUGGGUUCGAUCACCAGGUGGGGCGGUCCGGGUCCUUUCUGUGUGGAGUUUGCAUGUUCUCCCCGUGUCUGCGUGGGUUUACUCCGGGAGCUCCGGUUUCCUCCCACAGUCCAAAAGCAUGCAGUCAGGCUAAUUGGAGACACUAAAUUGUCCAUGACUGUGUUUGAUAUAACCUUGUGUGAACUGAUGAACCUUGUGUAAUGAGUAGCUACCGUUCCUGUCUUCAUGUCUUUAUAGACAAUGCAGGAACAGGAAAGAGCCUUCCCUAAACUGCUGCUUCAAAGUUGGAAGUAUAUAAUUUCCUUUAUAUAUAUUACACUUGUUAGCAGCUGUUGUGGCUGAAACACGUAAACUCAUUGAUUUAAUAGUGUGUCCCAAUACGUUUGUUCAAAUAGUGUAUUUGUAUUUAGUAUCGCCUUUAACCUCUAGGAUGACUUACAAUGACCUUUGUGCCAACCCUUCCUUUUAUUUUGUACAAAUUCCUUUUUUAUUCUACGUUGUUGUUUAUAUUAAGUAUACUUCUUUAUUUUUGUACAUUAAUACUGUGAUGUUCCACUUUGUUGUCACACUGAACCUUUUAGUAUUAUGAGUUUAUUUAAUUUGGUGUAGUUUAUACGUUAGAAGACUGAUGUCCUGUGUGUGCAGGAAACUUAAAUGCCACUUAACUGACCUGCUCUGGAGAACAUGUUUACCUUUCUUAGGACUAGAAACUUUUUAAUUCACAAACCAAUUUCAUGCUUCAUGAAGGUGGGACUCCGAAUAAAUGGUGAUGAAUAGAACAGACUGUCCCAAACUGCACAUUCCUAUAUACUGUAGUCUUGUUCAAAAUUGUAAACAUUCCUGCUCAGAUUCCAUGUUUUGUACAUUUUAUGAGCAAAAAUAAGGUGACAUUCUCAAUAGGGAACAAUUUUAAAUCAAGCAUUUCUUUGUACAAUUUAUUGCAUAAUAAUGACUUUUUUAUGUCCUUUUUUAUGCAUUUUUCCCCCAAUGUUCUCCCAAUCUAGUCGUAUCCAAUUUCCCCGAUUGCAUUAUGCCUCCUCUCUACUGUUGUUGAAUUCUACUCUGACUGAGGAGAGCCGUGACUAACACACACCCCCUCUGACGUGUGUGCAGUAACCGACUGCAUCUUUUCACCUGCACGAGGAGAGUUCAUGUGUGGAUCAGCUUUGUGUACGGAGAGCAGUGAUGGCAUAGUUACCUUGAAAAAGUAAUCUGAUUACUGAUUACUCCUUUAAAAAGUUACUUAGUUACUUUAUGGAUUACUUGAUUUUAAAAGUAACUAAGUUAGAUUACAAGUUACUUUAUUAGUUAUAUAAUGCGGAAUAUUUCAAAGAUAUUCCUUUGCAAUACUUUAUCAUUUGGCUGCCAACUUUUGUGUACUGAUGAGACUCAAUUGAAUCCCAGAACAUGCUAGUGUGAAUGCAUGGAAAACAAAUUUUAAUUUUCUUUCAAGAAUAUGAUACAGACUGACCAACACUAUUAUGCUAAAUCAGCAUUGAAAAUUGACUUUACUUUUAAUAGCCUUCUACAAUGCUGGAGCUUCUUAAAACUGAAGAUUUUCUUUUAAAUAGAAGUGUUAUUUACCUGCUAUUAAAUUGUUUUCCAACAAAAUCCGCCCAAUUUGGCGGAUAAUCGCCCAAUCUGGCAACACUGGAAUGCGCAGAGCCAGCUGGCGCUUUUACUCGUAGCGCGCCACGAAUACUACUAAAUAGUACUACAGUACUUCUGUAAUGGUGUUGGUGGUUGACAUUUAUGUUGAGUGUAUUACUGCACUGUUUUGGUGAAGAACUACUCAUCUGAGGUGCGCUGCUCCUGCGUGCAGAAAUGCUUCCGCAAAAAAAUUGCCGGCAAAGCGGUGGUGGGGGGGCCAGAGGGGUGGCCGAAGAUUACAUUAUGGUGGCCAUGGCAACCACUGGCCACCCCCUGGCUCCGCCCCUGCCAAGAAGAAAGCAAAAAUAUAUUUUCACUAAGGAAAAUGACAAAAAUAGUAACGCACAGUAACUUGGAUAAGUAACUUUAAUCUGAUUACUGGAUUGGAAAUAGUAACGCGUUAGAUUAAUCGUUACUGAAAAAUGUGGUCAAAUUAGAGUAACAGACCAUCAGUGACGGAGAGUCACACCCUGAUCACAUUGUCCCUCGUCUCUGUGCAGGCAGCAUCAGUCUACCAGCAGAGGUAGUUGUUCGUGUAGGCGCCCAGUGUGCCGGGUAGCAGAGCUGAGAUUCAAACCAAGUUCGAGAUGUCAGCUCUGGUGUGCUAGCGUGUUUUACCGCUGUGCCACCUGAGUGACCAUAACACCCCCGACACCUUUGCACAUGUGCGAUACCUGAAAAAGUACUGAAUCUCAUGUAAAAUGUGUGUGCUGUGAGAAAUGUCGAGAUUCCUCUGCUGAACUGUGUAGAGAUUUGUCUGUCAUCUAUAACAGAAAUUACAUCAUUUUGCUAUAAACUGUAUAAUGCAGUGUUCAUCGUAAUUGUGUAAAAUGAACACAUUCACUGUUUACAUAUCAGAUCUGUCAUGUGAAUACAAUUUGGUCCUUAAUAUGUGACAUUAUAUUAUAUUAUGUGACUUAUUCUACCAUUUAUCUGUUAGAAGUUCCAUAUUGUGAUAAACUGUUACCGUAAUAAAGCCAAAUGAAUAAUUCACCAUUACGUAGUAGUGAAGAUUUUGAACACAGCAGGAAAUUGCUUGGAAGUUUGUAAAUAUUUUUCAGUAAUUUUAACGUCAUGUUUUACACUUUGGUUAUGUUCAUGACAGAAGAGGUAGUUACUUGUUACACAAGAUUCAUCAGUUCACAAGGUUAUAUCAAACACAGUCAUGGACAAUUUCGUGUCUCCAAUUCACCUCACUUGCAUGUCUUUGGACUGUGGGAGGAAACCGAGGCACCUGGAAUAAACCCACACAGACACGGGGAGAACAUGCAAACUCCACACGGGAAGGACCUGGACCGCCCCACCUGGGGAUUGAACCCAGGACCUUCUUGCUGUGAGGUGACAGCAAGUUUUUCAGUAAUUGUAAAAGCCUUCCUGGUGGACGUACCUGUGUAAUGUUAAAAUAUUGAGCCCUGCAAAUAAUGCACCAAUUGCUUAAGUUAUAGUUUUUAUAAAUUAGGCAAAUUUCAGAAGGACUUGAUUUAUAAUUUAAUGUAAAUGAUAGAAUAGAAAAAGUGCUUAAUACAAAGUGUCACGUUUUAACAACAUAUUAAAAGGUCUUGCUUAAUAAUGUGAUAAUUUGUGGUCCGUUUGUGAUUAUUUUUUGCUGUUUUAUAGACUAUUGCUUGUUCCCCUAAUCAAAAGAAUCCAAAGGUCCAGCAGCUCAAAACAGGAAACUACCUAUCUAUAAGGUAAACACAGGUUGUGUAUGGACGAGCUGCUUGUACAGCUACAACUAAAUGUCCUGAGGAAUUGAUUGAUGUUACACUUUUAACAUGCUGCCAACAUCAGCAAAAAAAAAAAAACUAAAUAAAUAAAAAAAUAACAAUGCCACCCUCUACACUUUGUAUCUGCACCUUUGCAUUGUGGUUAAUAAAUUAUUUGUAUGUUUUAUCAGUGUAGUUUUUAUAACCAUUUUACCAUGUCAAAACUUGUAUCCACAUAUAAAAAAGCUUUCAGAGCUGCAGUAAAA
Trichomycterus rosablanca is the source of this 6269-nucleotide messenger RNA. It is a transcript of the gene mtmr1a, whose product is annotated as myotubularin related protein 1a. The record is from RefSeq and is a predicted model, not a curated record. NCBI's taxonomy places the organism in Eukaryota, Metazoa, Chordata, Actinopteri, Siluriformes, Trichomycteridae. Gene Ontology annotation, cellular component: membrane; cytoplasm. Bases 79 to 2106 code for a protein of 675 amino acids. The transcript is spliced from 17 exons. Gene Ontology annotation, molecular function: phosphatidylinositol-3-phosphate phosphatase activity; phosphatidylinositol-3,5-bisphosphate 3-phosphatase activity. Gene Ontology annotation, biological process: phosphatidylinositol dephosphorylation.